UUGUAUUGAUGGGCUCUGAAGGACCAACGGCUGUGACAAUUAACAUCACAGGCUUCAAGAAGUUCCAUGGAGUUGCAGAAAACCCAACGGAGAAAAUAGCAACUAACCUGAAAGAGUAUUUAGUCAAGAACAGUCAGUCGAAAGAGAUGGUUCUUGGAAGCUGUACUGUGCUUGAGACGGCUGGUCAAGGAGCUCUCGCAUCACUUUACCAGUUGCUACAAUCCGCGGUUAACACGGAAGAGUCAGAGUCAUUGCCCUCUGGAAAAACUAUUUGGGUUCACUUUGGAGUUAAUAGUGGCGCUACGAAAUUCGCAAUUGAGAAACAAGCUGUGAAUGAAGCGACUUUUCGUUGCCCCGAUGAAUUGGGAUGGAAACCUCAGAAUUUGCCAAUUGUUCCCUCUGAUGGUCCAAUCUCAACUGUCAGAAAGACUACUCUUCCUGUUGAUGAGAUAACAAAGGCGUUAGAGAAGAAAGGCUUUGAGGUGAUAACAUCGGAUGAUGCAGGCCGAUUUGUGUGCAACUAUGUGUAUUACCACUCUCUGAGAUUUGCAGAGCAGAACAAGACCAGUUCGCUCUUUGUCCACGUUCCUCUUUUCGUUGCUGUGGAUGAAGAGACGCAGAUGAGAUUCACGACUUCUCUGCUG
Molecule: messenger RNA, 644 nt
Organism: Thlaspi arvense
Lineage: Eukaryota; Viridiplantae; Streptophyta; Magnoliopsida; Brassicales; Brassicaceae
Source: the annotation of a GenBank genome assembly